UUGUCUUCAUCAAUAGUUUCCAGCCACUAGUCGCGGACGGAGAUAACUGUGACUUAACUCUACUUCACAAGUUCAUUUGUUCACGAAGGCGAGAAGAUCGACCGUAGCUAGAUCCCUUGUACUGGUGGAAGCGAUGAAUCCUCCAGAGUCUAAAGCCCCUGGAAACGCCAUAGCUUUGGACAUGAGCGGCGUCGCCAGCGCUCCCAAUCCCGGCGCUCCAGAGAACUCGGCGAAGGAUUUGAAGAGGAAGGGGGCGGCUAUGGCGGUGUCGUGGGGGAUUGGCCCAACGCCAUUCAUUCUCACUGUUCACAUCCUCGGCGUCGCUGCGGCGAUUCUGGUUUUGAUCUGGAGCAUCAGCUACAGGGGAGGUCUCAAUUGGAAUGCGGUCAAUAAGAACCUCGUCUUCAAUAUACAUCCGGUACUUAUGGUCAUUGGAUUCAUUUUCGUCUCCAGUGAGGCUAUUCUAGUGUACAAGAGCGUUCCCGGCAGCAAAGUUUACAGGAAGGGCGUCCAUCUGAGCUUGCAAGCCGUGGCUUUGGGCCUGGGGAUCUUUGGCAUUUGCGCGGCUUUCAAGUACCACAACGAGUCCAAAAUCGACAACCUCUACAGCUUACACUCGUGGCUGGGCCUCGGAACCAUCAUCCUCUUCGCCAUUCAGUGGAUAGCAGGAUUUGUAACUUUCUGGUAUCCCGGAGCAGCCGCCAACACGCGACGAUCCGUCCUCCCGUGGCACGUUUUUCUCGGCAUUUUCAUCUACGUUUUAGCCAUCGCCAGUGCGCAGACUGGUGUUCUUGAGAAGGUGACUUUCCUGCAGACCUCCAAGGUCUUUGGCCACUACGACAACGAAGCUUACAUCGCAAACUUCACUGCCCUCGCGGUGCUCUUGCUGGGCGUUUUCACCGUCUUGGGGGCUGUCAUUCCCACGGCUUCAGCGGAAGAGGAGUACAGGGCUCUCGAGUGAAAAAGAAUUACCGCCUUUUGUACAGAGAUAUAUGUAUAGCGAGAAUGGAUCAUCUUUAAACAAAGAUAUAAUUUUCGCGA
Molecule: messenger RNA, 1041 nt
Organism: Selaginella moellendorffii
Lineage: Eukaryota; Viridiplantae; Streptophyta; Lycopodiopsida; Selaginellales; Selaginellaceae
Product: probable ascorbate-specific transmembrane electron transporter 2
Exons: 7
Coding region: 134-961 (275 amino acids)
Molecular function (GO): oxidoreductase activity
Source: RefSeq, a predicted model, not a curated record